Tupaia belangeri chinensis (Chinese tree shrew) is the source of this 783-nucleotide messenger RNA. RefSeq names its product thioesterase superfamily member 5 (gene THEM5). The transcript is spliced from 6 exons. Gene Ontology annotation, molecular function: long-chain fatty acyl-CoA hydrolase activity. Gene Ontology annotation, biological process: cardiolipin acyl-chain remodeling; long-chain fatty-acyl-CoA metabolic process. The record is from RefSeq and is a predicted model, not a curated record. Gene Ontology annotation, cellular component: mitochondrial matrix. NCBI's taxonomy places the organism in Eukaryota, Metazoa, Chordata, Mammalia, Scandentia, Tupaiidae. Bases 5 to 748 code for a protein of 247 amino acids.
AGCCAUGAUAAGGAGAGGCUUCCAGGUGGCAGCAAGACUCAGCCACCACAGAUCCCUCCUUGGGACCCUCCAGAUAUUGCCCGGACUCAGCCCUGCCUUGACCUUCGGAUCCUCCACAGACGCCAUGGUCUCAAGAUUUUGUAUGAAAAAGACAGACUUGAAGGAUUAUGCCCUUCCUAAUGCCAGCUGGUGUCCUGACAUGCUGAGCCUGUACCAAGAAUUUCUGGAGAAGACCAAGUCCGGUGGCUGGGUCAAACUGCCCUCCUUCAACUCCAACAGAGACCACAUAAAGGGGCUCAAGCUCCCAUUGGGGUUGGAAGUGACCUCCGACCAAAGUGAUUGCCGCAUCUUCACCAGGUGCAUCCAAGUGGAAGGACAAGGCUAUGAAUAUGUCAUCUUUUUCCACCCAUCCAUGAAGAAGUCUGUGUGUCUCUUCCAGCCAGGCCCUUACCUGGAAGGGCCCCCAGGGUUUGCCCACGGAGGGUCCCUGGCAGCCAUGAUGGAUGAGACCUUUGCUAAAACUGCCUACCUGGCUGGAGAGGGGCUGUUAACAUUAAGCCUCAACAUCAGGUUCAAAAACUUGAUCCCCUUGGGCUCUCUGGCUGUACUGAAUGUUGACGUGGAAAAGAUUGAGGACAAGAAGCUUUACAUAUCCUGCAUUGCCCAGAGCAGAGACCAGCAGACCGUCUACGCCAAGUCCUCAGGUGUUUUCCUUCAGCUGCAGCUGGAAGAAGGGAUAUCCCAAUAGAAGUCACUCAGCCUUUGGAAGAGCCUACUGCUGCC